Xenopus laevis (African clawed frog) is the source of this 1105-nucleotide messenger RNA. It is a transcript of the gene lrrc18.L, whose product is annotated as leucine rich repeat containing 18 L homeolog. Lineage: Eukaryota; Metazoa; Chordata; Amphibia; Anura; Pipidae. Gene Ontology annotation, cellular component: cytoplasm. The record is from RefSeq and is marked provisional.
CAAUAACCAACACAAGCAUUAGCGAGUCAGAUUACUAAAGUACUGUAAUGAUUUAUUGUUUAGAAGAGUAGGAAAUGACUCACCAUCUUUUAUUGUAAGGGAAAUGCCAAAGAAGAAAAGUGGGCCAAAAGGUAAGAAAAUCACCUUAAAACAGGCAAAGAAUUCCAUUAAGAUUACCUUUGAUGGGAAACGCAGGCUAGAUCUUUCAAAGAUGGGCAUUGCUGCCCUGCCCAAAUGUCUACUUAAACUGUGUGAUGUGGAAGAGCUGGACCUAAGCAGAAAUCUAAUUAGAAAGGUGCCUGACUGGAUCCAGCGCUUCCAGAACCUACGCUGGCUAGAUUUACACAGCAACCAGAUUGAGAAACUUCCAGAAUCCAUUGGUCAAAUCCAGGGACUGUUGCACCUCAAUGUCUCUAAUAACAAGAUUACUGCAAAAGGAAUACCACUGGAGAUAAAUCAGCUAAAAAAUCUCCGUCUUCUCAACCUUGGACUAAACACUAUUGAUGUGCUUCCAAGCUCUUUGGGGGCACUAAAGGAACUGAAGGAGGUAGGGCUUUUUGAUAACCAACUCACAAGUUUACCCACCAGCAUCGUCAAAUUGCCUAAACUCAAGAAGUUGAACACAAAAAGAAAUCCUAUUCCCCCCACAGAGGAGGAGCUAGAUGAAGCUCAGAAGGAUACAGUUCUAAGAGUGGAAGCUCUUUAUCUGGUAGACCAAAAAGACCUAUGCCAGCCAUGCCUGAGUAAGUGCCAGGAGGAAAGAAACAAGAUUAAAAAGUUAAAUAACCUUGGGCCAUCAACACUGAAGAAGCCAAUCUUUACCAACUUGGUGACUCCAAAUUCUACGGCCAAGGAAACCCAGGCUGAGUGGAGAUGAAAUUUGGACUGAAACUGAACCUAACAUAGAAAUAGGUGGGGUAAAGGAAGGACGAUUCAAAGUAAAAUAAAAAAUGAGUGUAGACCUAUUUAGGUAUUGACUAAAGGGUAAGGGGACAUCAAAUAUCCUCUUACUGUAAGAGAUAAAUCGCAGAUGAGAUUAAGUGAAAACUGGUUAAGUAGCAUCUUAUUGAUAAUAAAUCAGUAAUGCAAUUACAUUAAUGGCAUA